AUGGCAAAAAAAAGGAGAAGAAGAGAUGGACUCAAACGUCAACACUGUGACAAAUCCUUCACAUCUGGAUAUUUGAAGAUUCAUCAGAGUGUUUACACUGGAGAGAAACUGUACAGCUGUGAACAGUGUGGCAAAGCUUUCAGCACAUCACGUGAAGUAACAAUCCACAGACGUCUCCACACUGGAGAGAAACCUCACUGUUGUGAACAGUGUGGCAAAGCUUUCAAUACAUCAGAUUACCUAAAAAUGCACCAACGUGUUCACACUGGAGAGAAACCGUACUGGUGUGACCAGUGUGGAAAAUCUUUUAGUAGAUUAAGUACCCUAAAAAUCCACCAACGUGUUCACACUGGAGAGAAACCGUACUGGUGUGAACAGUGUGGGAAAACUUUCAGUAAAUCAGGUCACCUAAAAACCCACCAACGUGUUCACACUGGAGAGAAACCGUACUGGUGUGACCAGUGUGGAAAAUCUUUCAGUAGAUCAGGUCACCUAAAAACCCACCAACGUGUUCACACUGGAGAGAAACUGUACAGCUGCGACCAGUGUGAGAAAACUUUCUCUCAAUCAGGUGCCCUAAAAAUCCACCACCGUGUUCACACUGGAGAGAAACCGUACUGGUGUGAACAGUGUGGAAAAACUUUUAGUAGAUUAGGUUGCCUGAAAAUCCACCAACGUUUUCACACUGGAGAGAAACCGUACUGGUGUGACCAGUGUGGAAAAUUUUUCAAGACAUCAGAUUACCUAAAAAUCCAUCAACGUGUUCACACUGGAGAGAAACCGUACUGGUGUGACCAGUGUGGAAAAUUUUUCAAGAAAUCCGGUUCUCUGAAAAUCCACCAACGAGUUCACACUGGAGAGAAACCGUACUGGUGUGGCCAGUGUGGAAAAUCUUUUAGUAGAUCAGGUAACCUAAAAACUCACCAACGUGUUCACACUGGAGAGAAACCGUACAGCUGUGACCAGUGUGGAAAAUUUUUCACUAGAUUAGAUUCCCUGAAGAUCCACCAACGUGUUCACACUGGAGAGAAACCGUACAGCUGUGGCCAAUGUGGGAAAUCUUAUGCAGACAGGAGAAACCUUAGAAGACACAAAUCCAUUCACAAAGUAUCAGAGUGACAUCUUCCACAGAGGUGAGCUACCUGUUAUCAUGUGACUGUGCUGGAUUAAUGUCAUGCGAUGACAGAAAAAAUAAACUGUUGUAGGCAGGUUUCAGCCAGUAGAGGGCAGUCACUGCAUUUUUCUAGCACUGCGUGUAGAAUUCAGAGUGUACCGUAGGGGUUUUCAAAGUCUGAGACUGCGGACCUCCCCUCAGACAAAGCGUGGGAAACGGCAUCCCAGAAGAGAGUAAAUCUUUAGUACACUUGGUAAGUUUCACUCAACUCCUGGAUGCCAGUGGGAUGAUGUUUAUAUUAUUUGAUCCCAUAGAUACUGAACAUUUGAGCCAACAUAGCCUAAUAUCGCUGUUUGACAUGUCCCCUCCAAAAGUAUUGGAACAGU
Micropterus salmoides (largemouth bass) is the source of this 1500-nucleotide messenger RNA. Its product is annotated as zinc finger protein 239-like. The record is from RefSeq and is a predicted model, not a curated record. Gene Ontology annotation, biological process: regulation of immune system process; negative regulation of transcription by RNA polymerase II; regulation of cytokine production. Lineage: Eukaryota; Metazoa; Chordata; Actinopteri; Centrarchiformes; Centrarchidae. The transcript is spliced from 2 exons. The coding region runs from base 1 to 1119 and encodes 372 amino acids.